AGUGGAGGUCAAAAACGCCGCGUUUCAUUGGCUGCAGCUCUUCUGCAGGAGCCGGAACUGUUGAUUCUCGAUGAGCCAACCGUUGGCGUGGAUCCUGUUCUGAGAGAAAAGAUUUGGGAGCAUCUGUUGCAGAUUGCCCAGAACAUGACGAGGACGACGAUUAUCAUCACCACUCAUUACAUAGAGGAAGCUCGGCAGGCCAAUUGUGUUGGUUUGAUGCGAGACGGUCGUUUGUUGGCUGAGGAUAAACCAGAGACUUUGAUGCUCAAAUUAAAAAUAAACAGCCUGGAGUUGGUGUUUUUACACCUGUGUCACCGAGACCAACAGGUGCGUGAGACCGAGCGGAACUCGCAGGACGUCAUGUUUCAGGACUCUGUCCAGGACUCUUCCUUUCAACCCACUAGCUCUCUAAUGUCUCCGACGGAAACAACUCCACUCCUUAGUCAUUCAGCACAGGAAGGCAGUUACCAACAGCAACAGACCAACGUCAAGUUUGUAGAUCCUGGGGUUGAUGUGGUCAGUCCAUGUCUUUGUACCUGUCUUCCCCGGUGUCGGAAUAUUGUAGCAGUCUUUGUGAAGAACAUCACAAUACUCAAACGAAAUAUAGGAUUUUUACUUUUCGAGUUUAUCUUGCCAUCCAUUCAGAUUAUGCUGUUUUGCCUGUGUAUAGGUCGUGACCCCAUCAAUUUGCAUGUGGGUAUUGUCAACCAUGACACCGGGGUGUUGGGGAAGAUGUUUCUGUCAAACCUGGACAACGAUUCGAUUCAUCAGAUUCCUUAUGAAAAUCUGUCGGCAGCUCUCGACACCGUACGACAGGGAAACAGCUGGGGUGUCCUAGCAAUGGGACAAAACUUCUCUACAGAUAUUCUACUCCGAUUCUCGGAUGGCCCCCGGGUGGACAAUGCUACACUGAAUGGCAGCUCCAUCCAGGUGUACUUGGACAUGACCAAUCAGCAGAUCUCUAUAAUGCUUCAGCAGAAAAUUGAUGCUGCUUUUCAGAAGUUUGUACACACAAUGCUAGAAGGAGCUGGCUUAAAUCCACAAAUCGCAAGCUUACCCAUAAAGAUUGAACAACCAAUAUAUGGAAAUAUCAGUCCAAGUUUCACUAAUUUCAUGGCACCUGGAUAUAUUAUAAGCAUAACGUUUUUCAUGGCCACAGGCUUGACAACGAUGGUGUUUAUAACCGAAAAGCGAGAGGGUCUUCUCGACAGAAGUCAGGUGGCAGGUUUAAAGACUAUUGAAAGCAUGAUCGCUCACAUCUCUACACAGUUCCUAGUUCUUAUUGUUCAAGUGGCCCUACAACUGGUGUUUGCUAUUGUCGUCUUUAAGGUUCCGUACCUCGGUCCUCUAAUAUGGGUGAUCAUCCUGGCUCUCUUACAAGGAUUCUGUGGGAUGACAUUAGGGAUGGUGUUUUCCGUUGUGUGUGACAAGGAAGAAUCGGCCAUUCAGCUAGCUCUCGGCUCGGUUUACCCGAUGUUGCUACUCAGUGGCGUCAUCUGGCCUAUAGAGGCCAUCCCCGAAUGGCUGCAAUAUAUCAGUGUUUGUUUACCGAUGACCUAUGCCUCCGAGGCCAUGAGAUCCGUGCUCAGUAGAGAUAAAGUGAAUGCUUGUUUAACGACACCACUAGACCACACUGUGUCAUUAUUUAAUCCCCAUCACUAG
This is a messenger RNA of Gigantopelta aegis, 1662 nucleotides long. RefSeq names its product ABC transporter G family member 20-like. NCBI's taxonomy places the organism in Eukaryota, Metazoa, Mollusca, Gastropoda, Neomphalida, Peltospiridae. The transcript is spliced from 17 exons. Gene Ontology annotation, cellular component: plasma membrane. The annotation marks the transcript as partial. Gene Ontology annotation, molecular function: ABC-type transporter activity; ATP binding; ATP hydrolysis activity. Gene Ontology annotation, biological process: transmembrane transport. The record is from RefSeq and is a predicted model, not a curated record.